Cydia splendana is the source of this 1197-nucleotide messenger RNA. RefSeq names its product dnaJ-like protein 60 (gene DnaJ-13). Lineage: Eukaryota; Metazoa; Arthropoda; Insecta; Lepidoptera; Tortricidae. The transcript is spliced from 10 exons. Bases 92 to 1138 code for a protein of 348 amino acids. The record is from RefSeq and is a predicted model, not a curated record.
UGUAACACUGACAACUUCAAAAUUAAAUAAAAUGGUAUUUUUUCCAAAAAUCUAAUAUCAUGCUAAAUAUGAAAUUAAGUCCAUAGCAGUUAUGUUUCUGUUUAAUCGGAUUGCUCUAAAAUCAUUAAAUUGUUACGCGAGGUUAUACAGCUUAAGCAAAAAGUGCCCUUACGAUGUUCUCAGACUGCGUAGAAACUGUACAGACAAAGAAAUCAAAGAAGCAUUUAUUAAGAUGAGCAAGGAAUACCAUCCAGACAAGAACAAGGAUGCCAAAGCUCAGGAGAGGUUUGUUAGCAUUGUGGAGGCGUACAAUGUGCUCGGGAAGCCCAGUAGUCGGGCACAGUAUGAUAUUCUCUAUAGGAGCAAUCAAUCUGCCUAUGUUCAAAGAACACAUGUCCCUUGGAACUUGCGCAACAACCCUUCCUACCAAUACCAAUACCAAUACCAAAACACCCAGACCAACAGACAGCAACCAAGAAAGGAGAAGUCGUACUACGGUGUGUCUGGCGUCAAGAAGAUGCCAAAUUACAUGAUCAUCAUGAUCUGCUGCGGCUUUGGGCUUAUUGGUCUUGUUAUACAGAUGUAUGUUAUCAGGCAUUCAUUUCUAUUACACCAAGAAAAUAUAAAUGAGAAGUCUCGAAUAGCGGCUGAAGAGCUGGAUAAGGUUCGUGCAGCAGCUCAAGAAAAUGGAAAUGAGUCUGAGCCUGUUUUGCGUGAGAAUGUCCAAGAAAGUGUCAGUGCGCCCCUCCCCAGCUAUACAAAUCAUCCCCUUGGCGAUCUAGGAGAACUUUUUGGAGAUCUUUUUGUCCUACCGGAGUCUAUGGAGACUAUUCAGGUCGAGUCCGAGUCCAAGGAUAGCUUUAGCGUGCUGGCCGAGGUUCUUCAGCCAGAAGACGAAGUUGAGUUACAAACACGUCUUUUGCUGGAGAAAAUCGUAAACGGAGCGAACCCCACCGUCGCCACCGCGUCGCUAGGGCAAGAGCUCGCUACGGAGAAAAAGGAAUCUGCGGACCGGGUCCUCACAGAGUACGGGCUGUCUGAGGAUGCUGGGGGCGAUUGGUACACGUCUUCUUUCAGAAGCAAUAUAAAGAAAAAUCCUCUGGGUUUGGCGUUUGAAAUUGAAACCUGGUUCGAGUAAUUAGUGAGUGUAAAAUGUAAAUAAUAACGAUUAACGUAAAUUAAAUAUUUAUUAAAAUU